Molecule: messenger RNA, 801 nt
Organism: Symbiodinium sp. CCMP2592
Lineage: Eukaryota; Dinophyceae; Suessiales; Symbiodiniaceae
Source: the annotation of a GenBank genome assembly
AUGUCCUGCCACUCCAGCCAGAUGCAUUCCGCCGAGACCGACAGUGACCGCGAAACCGUCGAGGGCACUCCCUUGGAGGUUCUUUCUUCUCGCAGCCCUGAUUCUGAGUCUUGCGAGGAAGAGGACUAUGAGGUCACAUGCGAGGUUGUCGUGAAGAGCACUUUCAUCCAUGUUGAUGACGGCUGUGGCCUCAUGCAGCUUUACAGACGCCUGCGCCGAAGCCAAACCGCCUUCAUCGCGUCAGCCGUGCCUGCAGAGGCUGAUGAGCCUGCAAGGUGCAUGGAAGACGAGUCCAAGCAGGACGACAGCCCUUCUGCUUCCAAAGCCUCGACAGAGAAGCUUGAAGGGGAAGCGAAGCCGACUCAGUUGCCGGAAUGCAAAACGACAGUGAUGUUGCGAAAUGUGCCGAACGACUACACGCGGGAGAUGCUCCUGGAAUUGUUGGACUCGCAAGGCUUUGCUGGUCGAUACAACUUCGCCUACCUGCCCUGCGACUUUUAUCGCGAUGCCAACCUCGGCUAUGCUUUCGUGAACCUUGUGGACAGAGUGGCCGUGGACGAUAUCUGGGCAGCCUUCGACGGAUUUGCGAGCUGGUCUCUGCCCACGACCAAGGUCUGUCAGGUGCGCUGGAGCAGUCCGCACCAGGGUUUCGAGGCCCACGUCGAGCGUUACCGGAACAGCCCGGUCAUGCACCGCUGUGUACCAGACGAAUACAAGCCCGUCAUCUUCCAGCUCGGCGUGCGACAGCCGUUCCCACCACCCACGAAGACGGUCAAAGCACCGAUGUUGGGGUGCCGCUAA